Messenger RNA from Salmo salar (Atlantic salmon), 4215 nucleotides. The record is from RefSeq and is a predicted model, not a curated record. NCBI's taxonomy places the organism in Eukaryota, Metazoa, Chordata, Actinopteri, Salmoniformes, Salmonidae.
GCUUGGAGAGUCCGCGAGUUAGAGGAUUUAUACAUAAUGUUCACGGACUUUGCUAACACUCAAACAGAAAUGGUGUCAACAACUACAAGAAGAAGAGCUUUGCGCGUAUAUUUGUAAGGACUACAUAAUAAAGAGGUGGCUGUAACAAAGGUUUGGUCAAGCUGUUAAUUAUUGCUGAUCAGGCAGCCUUCAACUUUUCAUUGCAACAUUUAGUUUACAGCAAUUAGUGACACUUUAAUUUCUUCUCCAGUAUUCUAAGGUUUGAUCUAAACCGAACCCACCCAGUCUCGGAAUGGACGCAAUCCUUGAACGGAAUAAAUUAUGAAAUCUCGGGUAGUUUUUAUCUCCAUGUUGCUGCUGUUGUGUUUUCAAUGUAUUUAUGGCUUAGGCUCCGGAGAGUCGGGUACCGCGGUAGUUCCGUCUCCAGACCGAUCCUCUGACGGUGCUGACCUGCGCUCGUCCGUGAGUACUAUGGUGGGCACGCACAUCGCGAUGUUCCAUCAGGAAAACACAGACAAGUGUGCCAUAGUGAUGAACCUGAGUGCUGUUGAUCGCUGUGCGUUUGUGAAGACCACCCCAGACUGCAGUAUGGAAGACAGCUUCAUCAACUACCUCAAGAUGACCUUCUGUCUACUACCACCCGACCUCACACCCCUCACCAUCACACUCUGUAUUAUUUGGUUGUUGUUCUUGUUCAUAGUUCUGGGACUGACUGCAUCAAAGUUCUUCUGUCCCAACCUCUCAGCCAUCUCCUCCACCCUUCGACUCACACACAACGUGGCUGGUGUGACGUUCCUGGCGCUAGGUAACGGAGCCCCAGAUGUCUUCAGUGCUACAGUGGCCUUCUCCCGUCCACACACUGCUGGCCUGGCUAUAGGAGCACUGUUUGGAGCGGGUAUCUUCGUAACCACUGUGGUUGCCGGGGCUGUGUCAUUGGUCAAACCCUUCACUGUGGCGUCCCGCCCCUUCCUGCGUGAUGUCAUCUUCUACAUGGCCGCUGUCUUCUGGACCGUCGUCAUCCUCUACAGAGGAACUAUAUCACUGGGAGAGACACUGGGGUACCUGGGGUUAUAUGUGGUGUAUGUGAUAACAGUCAUCGCGAGUGCCUACAUCUACAGUCAUCAGAAACACUCAGCGACCAGAAGUUCCAUCCAGACCUCAACACAUGUACCAGAGUUCCAGUCGUCUGAGUCCGAUGAUGAGGCAAUUCUUAUAUCUAAUAGCAGCAUCCAGGAAGACUAUGGUAACAACCACAAUCACUGUGUACAUCCUACUAAGCUUUUCCGCUGGGGUGUGCUACGAGAAUCAAUCCAGUCAAGUGUUUGUGUUUGUGCGUGUAUAGACAGUGAGUACUGUCCCCUGCUGCCCUACUGUGAAUCAACCAGUUCCAUCCUGUUGAGUUCUCUCAACCCGGUGGACAGCAGGAUCUGGAGGAGGAAGUCCUGGCGCUGGAGGGCCAUCAAAAUACUAAAGAUGCCACUAGAGGUGCUGCUGCUGCUGACUGUUCCAGUGGUGGAUCCUGAUAAAGAAGACAGGAACUGGAGAAGACCAUUAAACUGCCUCCACCUCACCACCGCACCACUGGUGUGUGUGCUCACCUUCCGUUCUGGAGAGUACGGGAUGUAUCGGAUCGAGGAUCAGUUUCCUGUCUGGGCGUUGACGUUGCUCUUUGGCCUCUUCCUCUCCGCCAUAGUCUUCCUCACCACCACCAACAACCACCCCCCGCCAUACCACUCACUGUUCUCUCUGCUGGGCUUUGUGGUGAGUGCGAUAUGGAUCAGUGCUGCGGCCUUGGAGGUGGUCAGUAUCCUGCACAUGCUCGGUGUGGUCUUUAGUCUGUCCAACAAUUUACUGGGUCUCACACUGCUGGCCUGGGGAAACAGCAUAGGGGAUAGUUUUUCUGACGUCACCAUCGCUCGCCAGGGCUACCCUCAGAUGGCAAUAUCAGCCUGCUUUGGGGGAAUCAUCUUUAACAUGCUUAUUGGAGUGGGCAUUGGCUGUCUGAUGCAGAUGUUUAACAACGAGCCAGUGGUGACAUUUGAACCAGCGGGUUUGUUGACCUGGGUUCUAGCAGGUUCUCUGGGUCUCUCUCUGGCCCUCUCCUUCAUCCAAGUUCCUCUGCGCUGUUUCCACAUGGGCCGGUCCUAUGGAAUCUUCCUCCUGCUCUUCUACGCGGUCUUCCUCUUGGUUGCGCUGCUCACUGAGUUUGGCUUUAUCCACACCUGAAGCCAGUAAGGAAUGGUUUGGACCAGUCUGGUGGAGCCGCCUGCGAGUACUGAGUGACUUAAAGCCAAUAACACUGGGCCUUAAUUGAGUUGGAGCAAAUCACCCUGUGGCGUUACUUUAGUCUGUUUGCACUGACUGUAUUUUUAUAUUUAGAUCGCUAUUAGCUGUUACAUGAGCAACAGCUACUCUUCCUCGGGUCCACACAAAACAAUUAUACACACACAUACAGAAAUGACUGUAGGGACAAUUGUUUUUACAGGCAGCAUAGUGUGAAUCAUAUGUGAAAGCAGUAUAACACUGUUUUAAAAGUAACCCAUAUACCAACAAGGAGAAAAAAUACAAGACAAAAGCUGCAGUAGCACUAGGGAAUUCUCUCAUUUAAAUCAAUGUGAAUGCAGUGUCUCCUAUCUUAGCGAGACACACUGCUGUUUGUAAUGGUUGAUGUGAGUAAAUUGUAAAAUGUGCUCUAUGCAUUUAUGGCAUAGAAAUACCUAUAUAGUUCCAACUUCUGAAACAUGAAACAGCAGGGCGCAGCUGUUAAAAUGAUUUGAAGAUGGCCCUAAACAAGCUACUUUACGUAGUAGCUUCAAAAAAAUGUUUUAUUAAGAAAGUUUUCUUUACUAUGACAGAUGUAUGAUAGAUAUAGAGGUAGUACAUUACUGCCCCUGAUAGAUAUUUGCACCUUUGGUAAAGGAUGCUCUUAUGAGAACUUUGUCUGGGCUGUGUGUAUAUGUGUUAAAGGAACUGAGAUCCAGGUAAAUCACAAAUCCCUAGUGAACUCAGUAAAAAAACCCAUCUUAAUUGAAAAGAACAUCCUAAGCAGGGUUCAGUCUGGUUUUAGAUCAGAGCACAGCACCACAACUGCAGCUAUGGCAAAGGACAUAAAUGCACUUAAACAGAGCAGCACAUUGUUGCUUUUUAUCGUUGAUUUAUCAAAGGCAUUUGAUUCAGUUGACCAUGAAUUGUUGCUGGCUAGACUCAGUAACAGGUCUCAGUGAAGGGGCAGUAAACAGUUCCUAAACCAAUAUGUAUAUGCUGACAAUCACAAGUCUAGCUUUCUUGAGAUUAAUAGAGGUGUGCCCCAGGGUUCCAUUUGAGCUCCUGUGUUGUUCUCAAUAUUCAUGUACUCACUCCUCUGGUUCAGGCUGUUGAAGAGCUCAAGUCUGCUUUUCAGUCACUGCAGGUCUCCCUUUAUGGUCUCAAACUGGUAUUGAAUGUACAAAAACUAAAUUCAUGACCUUUACCAGAGCUAGCACUCAGCCAGAGAAGGUUAGCAUUGUCACAUCUGGCAGCUUAUCCAUUAAAGUGUCAUCCUACAAAUACCUAGGUACAUGGUUGGAUGACAAGUCCUUUAAAGUUCAUAUGGAUAAUCUUGUGAGGAAGCUUAAAUUGAAAUUGGGGUCAUAUUUUUGUAAUAAGGCUUGCUUCCCGCUUAUGGCCAGAAAGAAGAUUGUUUAGGCCACUUUUUUCUGUAAUUGAUUAUGGUGACUUGUAUAUGCAUGCAGCCUCCUGUCAUACAUCCUUACGCUUUAUUACAAAUGCCAAGUCACUCACCCACCAUUGCACCAAGUAGUGGGUUGGACCUCACUUUAUAUGCGCAGAAAGCUACAUUUGUAUGUGUUAAUCUACAAUGCCUUUUAACUCUGUAGUCUAGUCUCUUUCACCACCAGCAGUUACCAUACCGGGUCUGCUAGGUGAUUGCUACUUACAGGGGCAUGGAAUAGUCUGCAACCAAUGCUUCAUCUAGAUAUGUUAGUGCCACUGACUGAAUAAAACAGAUAAAUAAGGGAGACUGUUACAGAGGAGUGUAGAUGCUUUUUUUUUCAUGUUGAAUUGUAUUCAAUUGAUAUGUUUUAAUUCUAAUAUAUUGAUUGUUUGUAGCUACCUUGUCCAGGUCUCCCUUGAAAAAGAGACUCUGGGUCUCAAUGGGAUUUUCCUGGUUCAAUAAAGGUUAAAGGAAAUAAAUAAAGGCUCUUAUGUGUAGACUCA